AUGUCGGUACUGCCACCAACUCAGCGCGCGGUUGUUAUCAAGAACCCGGGCAAGAAUUGGACAGCAGAAGUAGUCCCCUCACAUCCCGUACCUCGACCCGGUCCAGGCCAGGCUCUUGUCCGUCUGACACACACUGGCGUUUGCCACUCAGACUUGUCGUGUAUCAAUGGCGGCUUCGGCCUAAAGCUCGCUUGCGACGUCCCGGGCCACGAAGGGGUCGGCAAGAUAGUAGCCUACUCUGAAGGUCUUGAUUCGUCAACCCUACCUGCUUUAGGUACUCGUGUAGGGGUCCCUCUGUUGCAGCGGCCCUGUGGAACAUGCGCAAGCUGCGGCCUUCCUGAUGGAGAGGUUCAUUGCCCAAACACCAAGCUUCUUGGAUCACUUUGUGAUGGCACUUUUCAGCAGUACAUCACUGUCUAUGCUGAUUACAUGGUGCUGUUGCCGAACGUCCCCGGGAUUGACGAUGCCGCUCUGGCGCCCACUCUUUGCGGUGGUGUCACAGCAUAUAAAGCAUUCAAGAAAUCUGGAGCCAAGCGCGGUGAUUGGGUCGCCGUGGCCGGGGCUGGCGGCGGUCUCGGUAAUUUUGCAGUUCAGUACGCCGUGUCUAUGGGCUUUCAAGUCAUCGGUAUCGACACAGGCGAGGACAAACGCCAAGCAACACUUCGUCUAGGUGCUGCUGCCUUUAUCGAUUUCCGUACUACAAACGACGUACCCGCCGAGGUGAUGAAGAUUACGGGAGGAGCCGGUGUGCAGUCCGCUAUUGUGCUCGCGCCAUCGGAGGUCACGUACAAUCAAGCCUUACAAUAUGUAGCCCUCCAGGGCUGUCUUAUGUGUGUCGGAUUACCGGAUGGUGAUGCUCAUCUACAUGUCCCACCUAGCCUCGUUUGUCGCAAAGAUAUCACUAUCAAAGGUUCUUUUGUAGGCACGCGAGAUGAUAUUGCGGAAGCUUUGGAAUAUGUGGUUCGUGGAGAGGUGAAACCUGAUGUCGUCGUCUACCCGAUGGACGAUGUGGAGGCUAUCUUUCGGAAGAUGGAGGAGGGGCAUAUUCAAGGUCGUGCUGUCUUAGAUCUAUCAUAAUCACCUCGAGUUUCCUCACAUUGGCUCAUCAGAGGCGGCUCCAAGUCCAAGGCAGUUUUCCGGCCCCAGGAACAUUUCUCCCCUUCCAGCCAGUCAGCUCCGAGAGGUCCCGCACAGGCCAUGGAUAAGCAUUUUGGAAAUUGGCGGGGAUCUUUCCAUAUUUCCACUUCCAGAGAUCUACCCACUCCGGACCCAGCUUGCCCUCCAGCAUGUCGGCCACGUAUUGCCCAAUGACGGGCAAGAAUUUAAAGCCGUGGUUCGACCCAGCAGUUGCAAUGAAGAGAUUUUUGGUCUCGGGGAAGGGACAGAUCCUGAAGUUUAGAUCCGUUGCCAUGCCGUCCCUAAGGGUUUCAGCUUUCGUUGUAGUGAUAAUAUGAGGCAAAAGUGAAGAGAAACAAUGCGAGCGAGACAUGCUAUAUGUGAAAGGACGUCUAUUUUCAACUUACCAGC
Messenger RNA from Ilyonectria robusta, 1527 nucleotides. RefSeq lists its product as uncharacterized. Gene Ontology annotation, molecular function: oxidoreductase activity. The transcript has a single exon. Lineage: Eukaryota; Fungi; Ascomycota; Sordariomycetes; Hypocreales; Nectriaceae. The coding region runs from base 1 to 1077 and encodes 358 amino acids. The record is from RefSeq and is a predicted model, not a curated record.